This is a messenger RNA of Leptonychotes weddellii (Weddell seal), 4717 nucleotides long. The record is from RefSeq and is a predicted model, not a curated record. Lineage: Eukaryota; Metazoa; Chordata; Mammalia; Carnivora; Phocidae.
GCUGUAAACAAAAUAUCGGGAGGGGUUUAAGUAAGACCCAGAUAACGUUCCUGGACUGUUGCUCCGGCUCCGGGGCCUGUGGGGCUGAGGACCGAGUGCUGCUCCCCUUGCCCCCCACAGGCAGAGAGACGAGCUGUGAGGGCACCCUGCGGGCCGUGGACCCCCCCGUGAGGCACCACAGUUACGGGCGCCACGAGGGAGCCUGGAUGAAGGACCCUGCUGCGAAAGACGACAGGAUCUACGUCACCAACUACUACUACGGGAACAGCCUGGUGGAGUUCCGCAAUCUGGAAAACUUCAAGCAAGGCCGCUGGAGUAACAUGUACAAGCUGCCGUACAGCUGGAUCGGCACGGGCCACGUGGUGUUCCAGGGCGCCUUCUACUACAACCGCGCCUUCACCAAGAACAUCAUCAAGUACGACCUGCGGCAGCGCUUCGUGGCCUCCUGGGCGCUGCUGCCCGACGUGGUCUACGAGGACACGACGCCCUGGAAGUGGCGCGGCCACUCGGACAUCGACUUCGCCGUGGACGAGAGCGGCCUGUGGGUCAUCUACCCCGCCGCGGAUGACCAGGACGAGGCCCAGCCCGAGGUGAUUGUGCUGAGCCGCCUGGACCCCGGCGACCUGUCCAUGCACCGGGAGACCACGUGGAGGACGCGGCUGCGGCGGAACUCCUACGGGAACUGCUUCUUGGUGUGCGGCAUCCUGUACGCCGUGGACACGUACAACCAGAAGGAAGGCCAGGUGGCCUACGCCUUCGACACGCACACAGGCACUGACGCCCGGCCGCAGCUGCCCUUCCUCAACGAGCACGCCUUCACCACCCAGAUCGACUACAACCCCAAGGAGCGCAUGCUGUACGCCUGGGACAACGGCCACCAGCUCACCUAUACCCUCCACUUCGUGGUCUGAGCCGGGACCGGUGCUCACAGGAGAGGAGUGGCCGUGGGCGUGGCUCCCCCACAGCAACUCCUGCAGGGGGCUCCGUCAGCACAUAUUUAUGGGGGUCCAGGCCCGGGGCAGGUGCUAGGCACGUGGCGCAGCCAGGAUAAAGCUUCCUUGGCACCCAGUGGAUUAAUAAUCCCUUCCACUUGCAGAGCACCAUGCCAAGAGCUUCACAUGCACAAACCCACUCAGUCCUCCCAGUAGCACCCCCGGAGGUAGGGAUAAUUAAGCCCAUUUAACAGAUGAGGACACUGAGGCCCAGAGAGACCAUGUCCCUUGCCUGAAUAGCCUCAGUUUGGAUCAGGCAGGCCGUGCCGUCACAACAGCCCCGUUUUACAGAUGAGGAGACCUGACUGUGCUCACCUUCACCUCCAGGCCUCUCCCUACUCCUCUAGAUUCUCUUGUUCUCUCAACUCUGUCUCCCUUACCCCCGGGGCCACUCAAAAGCAGAGGCCUCGGGAAUCUCUGCACUAUGUGGCAUGCUGCGUCCCACCCCCGGCCCCCGUUCUGGCCGAACUGUUGGUGGCCCUGGGCUUCAGGCCCCUGGCUAAUGUUCCUGCUCCUUGCCUUUGGCCACCCCCCACCCCCCCUCACCCUCUGUCCAACCACAUUCCAAACCUCCAUGGUCACCCAGCCACUGAGCAGAAACCGCACCCCGAGGAAAAAUACCAGCCCCUGUUCCAAGUUCCCCUCCCUCUGUAUUCAUGUUUAUUUUCUCUUAUUCCUCCUCAGUGCUGUCAUUUGUUUCUGCAGCAGCAGCUGAGAAGGCCGCCGGCAGCUGCCUGCCAGACCCGACUCUACCAGGGUGGGGAGCUGGGCCAGGCCCUGAGGCCCCCUCUCCACCCAGAAGUGCCGGCUUUGGCUACAUACCUAGGCCAUGGGACCUGUCCUCAGCCCCUCCCAGAGCCCUGGGGCCUGGGGUCCAUGUUGUCCUUUCUCUCUGGACCUUUGAACCCACAGCUUAGAUGUACUCAGGGAUACCUUCAGGUCUGCUGUGAGCAAGACCCUGGACAGGGCUGGGGUGGUGCCAGGAUGAAACAGAUUCCCUCUUCCUUGUCAGUCCUGACCCGGUCAUUUGGUGGAAUGACCCAGCAGAUUUUUUGUGGUUUAUUUUGGGGGGGGGGCGCUGGAGGGGGGUCGAGAUCUGAGCAGUUGGGUCCAGGGGAGGCAUUGGACCUAAUGGUUGCAGGGAGGUGCUAGAGGAUGGAAGCUGGGAAGGAAGGAGAAGGCAGUGUGUGGACCAGGCUUUUCCAGGCUUCAGAGUUAUUGGUGCCAGGACCACCCUGAACCUGGGCCUUGGGGCUGAGGAUGCACAGGUGGGCCGUCUCUCCUGGUGCUGCUGGUGACCCCCGCUGAGCCUCAGACCCAGGCAGCCCAUAGGACAUAGACCUUAAAGCCUUCCCCUCAUCUGCUUUGGGUAGUAUUUUCAGAGCUAGGAAGUUCACCAGUCUAACUCCCUGUUUCACCAAAGGAGAAAGAAGCCCCCAGAGAGGUUUAGAGAGUAGUUUGGGGCCAUGCUGGGGAACAGGACACAGCUGAUCUUCCAGAAGGGCUUUGUCUACUUCCUUUAUUCUUCCAGCUUAGAGGCAGCUCUGCCUGGGAAGGCCAUAGACUCCCAAGGACCCAAUCCAUCCCAACACCUUUGAGAGUAUUUACUGCUGAUCCCUACACCACCCCUGACCCUGCUCUCCUCAUCUGUCCCCAUGCCAACUCCUGCAUAUCUGUAUAUUUGGACACCCAGCUGCAUACCCAAGAGUGUAAGGAAAAGCAUUUUGUGCAGAAGACGUCUCUUUCGGGCAUGGUCAGGUGAUGUUUUGUUUAAGCUGUAACUCACCCCUGAAAUGGAGGGGAAUGAGGAUAGCCAGCCAAGCAAGGCCUGACUCAUAGUGGUGGACACAUCCAGCCUCCCCCACCCAACCGUCGGCGGGCUCCACCGAACAGUCUCUUCAGGGGGCUGCAUUUCCCUUGGCCCUGGGUGUGGGUUUUACAAGAUUGUGUCUUUCAUGAUAUCACAGCCUAACCAUGUGAGAAGUGUUCAGACUCCUCUUGCUCAGUAGUUGAGAAAAAGGAAAGUUAGAAAGGAUGGGAUUUGGGAAAAUGGAAGGACAAGCAAAAUUGUUUUGGGGGGGGCGGUGAUGCAGGCUGCAGCCUCCAAACCUUCAGUAAGCCCCUUCUGUUUUCAGGCCUUAGUGUGUGGGGUUUUGUGGUAGAUAGUUAUUUUCCUCACUUUACAGAUAGUCAAACUGGAGCCCAGACGUGGGUCACUUGUCAUGAAAGCAGUUAAAUGGGGAGCCAGGUCUCAAAAUCAGGUCAUCUAAGCAUCACCACUGACUGAGCAUCAAGUGGGCCAAGCAUGCCGGGUGCAUAUUCUUGCUUCAUCACAACAGGGAAGGUCUAUACUUGGAAUGUGCCCAUUUUAUAGAUGAAGAAACUGAGGUGAAGGGACUUACCCAAGGUCACACCGUGGCUUAGUCUGUGGCAGAUCGGGGUUUCAGGGCUGGUCAGUCCAUGUUGUUUGCCAACUGCAUGGCACUCCAAGGGCAGCUCCAGAAGUGUCACCAGGCCACAAGCUGUAUCCAGAAAGGACACCCAAGGAGGAAGUUGGGGUCAGCCUGUAAAGAGCCUUGAAUGCCAAGCCAAAGACUGCCUCCAAUCACAUUUGGAACAAAGUCAAGUAUAAAUUAACAGAGAAAAGAAAAUUCUAAGACAAUUGGAAUUGAUUCCAUUGCUCAUGGGAGGCAGGGACGGGUUUCUGUCGUGGACUUUAUUGCAUUUGGCCACAGGUACUUCGAAUAAGAAAGGACCUGGACUGGGGAGGACCAGCGUUUCUUACUGACCUUGGAUGUGAAGGCAAAGGAAGCUGUCUCUGGUGUUCUGAACACAUGAAGGGGCUUUGGCUGCUGCCUUGGAUUCCCCCUAGAGAUUUCUAGGCCUUGACAUUUAAUUUGCUCUGUCUGCGGAGGAGAGAAGGGGGCCUCUGCCUUGGAGGCAGCCCAAAAAGUGAGGCUGGGGUUUUCCUGGGAAUCAUUUGAGUGUUCCUGAAAGCCUCUGUGUUCCAAAGCGUCAUGUUCUCCUUGACAGCAUUGGAAACCACUCUGAUGACAGGAGAACACAGCACCGGAUGGUUGUCAGACAGCCUGGGUAGGAGUUAGGGAGGCCUGUUGGGAUCUGGCUCAGCCUCUUCCAUACUGCAUGCUUGGGCAGGGUAGGGACUGACAGAGGAGACAGAUGUCAACUCCCUUUUAUGGCUGAAGACCUACAGCUUAGGGAGGACUAAGGGCAGCUGAGGACCCAAGCAGCACCCUCCCAGAGCUAGAAGGCACCUGGACACACAUUCUCACUGAUGCACCCAGGAACCCCCAAGGUUGGCAUUGCUUUCCCCCCUGACAGGUGAUGAACCUCAAGUUCAGGGAAGUUAAGCAACCUGCUCAGGGUCCUGAAUCUAGCAAGUAGUAGAGUCAAGAUUUGAACCAGGUGUGUGUCUAUACCAAAGCCCCAAACUCACUGUUAUUAGAAAUCUUGUGACAGUCGUGUUUUCUCUUUUGCUUUGGCCGCUAGGAACCUCAAAGUCAAAUUUGAGAUUACUUCUAACAAUUGUACUGAGUCACCAACUGGACUCUGACUUCAUUCUAGCUUUCUGCUUUAACCUUUACCCAGAUCUGUUUAUUUUUACUCCAUUGUAUUUUAUCUAUGUUUGUAAGUUGCCACAAUACCUUUUUUGCAACAAGGUGGCAUAUACCUAAAUAAAUACAUGAUCAAAUUUCCAUUUGAAA